GCACCUGCCGCUGACCGGAUAAAACUGCUCAGAAAGCGACUCAAAAGCGGGAAAACUUGUACACGAAAAAGAGCCACGCUACUCAACUCCGCAGCCUCAGCCUCAGCCUCUGCCCCCAUGGAUGAUGUUAGGGCAACCUCUGCUUGGGUUGCUAGCCACUCCUCCCAUGUCCUCGUCGACUCUUCAGGGAUCGAGAAAGUGGUGGAGACUAUCGAGUCGAUUCCUAAAGUUGUCUGGGAUUUUGAAGGGAUUCACUAUUUUGAUAAUGGCCCAUUGACCGUCCAGUACUUGUUCGUUUUGGACGCCUUGAAUUUCUGUUUCUGGCCUGAUAAGGAAUUGAGCUACGAUCAUUUGGCCUCGGGACUGAAGGCUUCCCUUCAAAAUGACAAGUCAGCAUUUGAUGCUGAUCGUCUGCAAAAAUACACUGGCCCUGAAUUGCGGGAACUGUUGAAAUGGCCUAGACCACUUCCUUUGGAGGAUGAAAGAGUUCGCUUGCUGCAUGAGGUUGGAUGCGAACUAGAGAGAAGCUUCGAGGGUAAAGCUGCUAAUAUAGUGGAAUCCUGUGGGAAAUCAGCUGUGAAGCUUGUUGCUGUUAUCACACGACACUUUCCUGGCUUUCGAGACCACUCUCUUUACAAAGGCCACCAGGUAUUCCUAUACAAACGAGCUCAAAUAUUUGCAGCUGACCUUUGGGGUGCAUUCCGUGGCCAAGGAUAUGGAGAGUUCAAUGACAUUGGUUCAAUCACCAUUAUGGCAGACUACAUCGUUCCUGCUGUUCUUCGACAGCUUGGGGUGCUAAAAUACAGUUCUACACUUGCUAGCAUCAUCGAUGCUAACAGUGAAAUAGGUCCAGGUAGCGAGGAGGAAGUAGAACUCCGAGCUUGCUCAAUAUAUGCAGUUGAGAAAAUGAGAGAAUUGAUGAGUAUGAAAUCAGGAAAACAGGUUCUAAGCGUGGAGUUAGAUCUUUGGCUUUGGUCCUUUGGAAUCCAGUGCCCAUCACUGCCACACCAUCGUACUCUUUCAAUUUACUAUUGAUUCCGACCAACAUUUGAUCUGAUAGCUUUCUGUUAUGCACCUGCCAGUUAAGAUUGGCAAAAUUUUGGUGGAUGAUGCUGGAGGUGAUUUCUCGAGGCAUCUCUUUUAGGAACUCUGAAGUUAGUAUCAAAGGACCCAAUAGAACAAAGUUUAGAUUUUGUAUAUCUUUUACUCUAGUACUGUUACAGACAGUCAAACGACAAUUAAUUUAUUGAAACAGAAUUGGGUUA
Cucumis melo (muskmelon) is the source of this 1265-nucleotide messenger RNA. RefSeq lists its product as uncharacterized. NCBI's taxonomy places the organism in Eukaryota, Viridiplantae, Streptophyta, Magnoliopsida, Cucurbitales, Cucurbitaceae. The record is from RefSeq and is a predicted model, not a curated record. The transcript is spliced from 7 exons. Bases 118 to 1035 code for a protein of 305 amino acids.